Messenger RNA from Cladocopium goreaui, 562 nucleotides. The record is from the annotation of a GenBank genome assembly. NCBI's taxonomy places the organism in Eukaryota, Dinophyceae, Suessiales, Symbiodiniaceae.
GUCCUAUGGAUUCGAACAUACCUUGACCUUGGAGAACAUGGAGGGUGCGGGGCUCUUGCGACAACAAGGCCCAGGCAAGUCCGGCUGGGGAAGCAUCAAGCGGCAGUUCAACCUCUUUGUUGAGGACGGAACGGAUCAGGAUGUGAGCUAUGCCUACAGCGGCUAUGCUCCUCUGAGCGUUCGCUUGGUGCAGAUGACCAGGAGUCAACCAAAGGGUUGGAUCGCAGUGAAAGAUGCACUGAGUUUGCUUCACGGACCAGCACAGGAGCUUCAACAGCCCGCGGUGCGAGAGCAGGACCCAAGGAAGCCGCAGCUGGUGCUGGUCUGCUUUUUAGGAGGCGUGACCUACGGAGAGAUUGCCGCACUGCGACGCCUCGCUCAGCUGGAAGAAGGGCGGCGGAGGUUCCUGAUCGUGACCUCGGAGUACAUCAAUCCCAAGAAACUCUUCGAGUCGAUGCGCUGCGAGGCGGUGCUGAAUUUACCUCCGCUGGACGCCACCAAAACGGCCGCCAGCGGUGAGGCGCGGCGAGGCUUCGGAGGGUUCUGGCCCACCGCGAGAUGA